UGGGCCGCGGCGCGGGGCGGCUGGAGCGGGCGGCACCGGGGCCUGGCGGGGCGGCCGGUCGGUGCCCGGCGGGAUGUUCCGCAAGGCGCGGAGGGUGAAUGUGCGGAAGCGGAAUGACUCGGAGGAGGAGGAUGAGGAGCGCGACGAGGAGCCGCCUCAGGAGCCGGCGCCGGCUGUCGGGGCGGCGGGGGAAGGGCCCAGCGAGGCCGCCAUGCCGCUGGCGUCGGGCGCCGGGCUUCUGCCGCUGCCCGCCGGCUGCGUGCCCCUCUCCCUGCCCGGCAGCCCCGCGGCCUUCGCCUGUGCAGCGAGCUACGGCGCGGCUCUCGGCUUGGGGCUGGGCUUGAUGGGAAGCGACCGGGCAGGCCUGGGGGUUCUGCCGGCGCCCGCUGUCCUGCGCCCUCCUCCGCCGCCGCCGCAGCCCCAGCAGGGCAAUGGGCUGCCGGCGGCCGGGCGCCCCAAGGAGAAGAAGCGUUCGCGGGAGAACAAAGAGGUGCCGAGGGCCAGCCUGCUUAGCUUCCAGGACGAGGAGGAGGAAACUGAAGAAGUUUUCAAAGUGAAGAAAUCAAGUUACAGCAAAAAGAUUGUAAAACAGUUGAAGAAAGAAUACAAAGAAGAUCUUGAAAAAUCAAAAGUUAGAACAGAGGUCAAUUCUCCAACAGAUGUUGAAGCACCACUAGAAAAGACAGGACAGAAUAAGGAUAUAGGCCAAGAAGAUGGGACUGCAAACAGUGAGCAUGGUGAGGAAGAAAUGGAAGUUGAAAGUGAGAAGGAAGAAGAAAAACCAAAAGCAGGUGGUGCUUUUUCAAGUGCUCUGUCAUCACUGAAUGUUCUCCGCCCAGGAGAAAUUCCAGAUGCUGCUUUUAUUCAUGCCGCUAGGAAAAAGCGUCAAAUGGCUCGUGAACUUGGAGACUUUACCCCCGUUGACAGUGAACCAGGUAAAAGCCGCCUUGUUCGAGAAGAUGAAAAUGAUGCCAGUGAUGAUGAAGAUGAUGACGAGAAGAGGAGGAUAGUUUUUACAGUGAAGGAAAAAUCCCAGAGGCAAAAGAUUGCUGAGGAAAUAGGUAUUGAAGGAAGCGAUGAUGAAGCACUAGUGGCAGGGGAGCAAGAUGAAGAGCUCAGUAGAUGGGAGCAAGAGCAGAUACGAAAAGGAAUCAACAUACCCCAGGUUCAACCAAGCCAGCCUGCAGAAGUGAAUAAUGUGUACUACCAGAACACUUACCAGACACUGUCUUACGGUUCAUCGUACGGCAUUCCAUACACCUAUGCUGCGUAUGGAUCAUCAGAAAACAAGUCUCAAAAAACAGAUAAUACAGUUCCUUUCAAAACUCCCAGUAAUGAGAUGACUCCUGUUACUAUUGAUUUGGUAAAGAAACAGCUUAAAGACAGGUUGGACUCUAUGAAAGAAAUUCACAAAGCCAAUCGGCAGCAAUAUGAGAAACACCAGCAAAGCCAAGAGGACUCUACCAAGGCAAUUGAAAGAUUAGAAGGGUCUUCUGGGGGUAUUGGUGAACGGUAUAAGUUUUUGCAAGAAAUGCGAGGGUAUGUCCAAGACUUGCUUGAGUGUUUCAGUGAAAAGGUGCCUCUGAUUAACGAACUUGAAUCUGCAAUGCACCAGCUGUACAAACAGCGAGCUUCCCGCCUUGUCCAAAGACGACAAGAUGAUAUUAAAGAUGAAUCUUCGGAGUUUUCAAGCCAUUCAAACAAAGCUCUGAUGGCACCAAAUCUUGAUUCUUUUGGGCGAGACAGAGUGAUCUAUCAAGAGCAAGUCAAGCGUCGAACUGCAGAAAGAGAGGCUAGAAGAGCUCGCCGUAGACAAGCAAGAGAGCAAACUGGGAAGAUGGCAGAUCACCUUGAAGGCCUUUCCAGUGAUGACGAGGAAACUUCAACAGAUAUCACAAACUUCAACUUGGAGCGAGAUCGUAUACUGAAAGAAUCCAGCAAAGUUUUCGAAGAUGUUUUGGAAAGCUUUUACUCGAUUGAUUGCAUUAAGUCACAGUUUGAAGCUUGGCGCUCCAAGUACUUUGCUUCUUAUAAGGAUGCUUAUAUUGGCCUCUGUUUACCAAAGUUGUUUAACCCUUUAAUCAGACUUCAGCUGCUUACCUGGACUCCUUUGGAGGGCAAGUGUCGAGAUUUUGAAACAAUGCUGUGGUUUGAGUCAUUGCUGUUUUAUGGCUGUGAAGAGCAGGAGCAGGUGAAAGAUGAUGCUGAUAUUUCACUGUUGCCUACCAUUGUAGAGAGAGUUGUUCUUCCUAAAUUAACAGUAAUUUCUGAAAAUAUCUGGGAUCCCUUUUCUACUACACAGACGUCUAGAAUGGUAGCAAUUGUACAGAAACUAAUAGAUGGAUAUCCUUCAGUGGUGAAUGCAGAAAACAAAAAUACACAAAUGCUGUUAAAAGCGUUGUUGCUAAGAAUGAGGAGAACACUAGAUGAUGAUGUAUUCAUGCCCUUGUAUCCAAAAAACAUCUUAGAAAACAAGAACUCUGGUCCAUAUUUGUUUUUCCAACGUCAGUUUUGGUCCUCUGUUAAGUUAUUGGGAAACUUUCUCCAGUGGUAUGGAAUCCUUUCAAACAAAACUCUGCAGGAGCUGUCCAUAGAUGGAUUACUAAAUAGAUAUAUUCUUAUGGCUUUUCAAAACUCAGAAUAUGGAGAGGACAGCAUUAAGAAAGCUCAAAGUGUAAUUGCUUGCUUCCCUAAGCAGUGGUUCACUAAUCUAACAGGAGACAAGACUAUUUCCCAGCUAGAAAACUUCUGUAGAUACCUUGUUCACCUGGCUGAUACAAUUUACAGAAACAGCAUUGGUUCCUCUGAUGUAGAGAAGAGGAAUGCAAGGGAGCACAUCAAGCAGAUCAUAAAGCUUCUAGCAAGUAUCCGAGCCCUGGAUCAUGCCAUUACUGUUGCAAAUGAUCACAAUGUAAAAGAGUUCAAGAUUCUAAUAGAAGGAAAAUAGACUUUUACCACCAUUCAUUUUGAGCUUUAAAACCAUUCCUGAUGUGUAAUUUAUGUACAUAUGUAAAGUUUCUUAAACUGUAAAGUAUUGAUCUUUGUUUUAAUACAAAGUGCAUUCUUAUAUACAGCAUCCUUAAAAAUAAAAUCAUUGACUUCAUUGAAAACAAAAA
Molecule: messenger RNA, 3116 nt
Organism: Parus major (Great Tit)
Lineage: Eukaryota; Metazoa; Chordata; Aves; Passeriformes; Paridae
Gene: PAXBP1
Product: PAX3 and PAX7 binding protein 1
Exons: 18
Coding region: 74-2947 (957 amino acids)
Biological process (GO): mRNA splicing, via spliceosome; positive regulation of transcription by RNA polymerase II
Cellular component (GO): nucleus
Molecular function (GO): DNA binding
Source: RefSeq, a predicted model, not a curated record